UGUACGCGCGGCCGUUAUUUUCUUUCCGGACGAUUUUGGGGCGUUUUCUUUCUCACCUGUGUGCAGCAGGUAUUUUUUCUUUCUUUUUUGGAGGGGGGGGGGGGGGAGGGAGUGUGGAGGAAUCCGUGGUUAUCCGCAGCACACUGGAUGAAGAAUCACUCCCCGGUUUCCUCAUGGCAAAAAGACUCAAUAAUGUGUGCCUAGCAUGGCUGUGGCUCCUGCACCGACCACCCAGGGACGGGUAUGUCUUUUAGCCGCAUCAGUAACCCGGACCCCCCGUCCCGAGGCAUCUUCAGGAAAGCGGCGGUCAUGCUGUGCUCCCUCCUCACCUCUCUCUUCCUCCUGCACUGCCUCGCCGACCGCUGCAGCACCUCGCCGGUUCAGGCGUCCUCCCGCCGGGCCGCGGGGCUCUUCCAGGACUCGAGGUCGCCGAGGACUAAAAGACCGGCGGCGUACGAAUGGACCGCCGGGUCGGAGCUGACGGGCCACGGGGCCGCCCGGCGCCCCUCGCGGGUCCUCGCGGAUGAGCGCGCGCGGCAGGUUUCCGAGCCGCUGGAGGAGUCUUUCAUCUUGCCGCCUCCGGAUUUAGUUUCCUCCAGGAGAGCGUCGCCCAGGUUCGCAGGUAAACUCAGUCCGCUCGGGGAGGGGAGCAAGAAGCUGCCCCAGGCUCUCAUCAUCGGGGUGAAGAAAGGAGGGACCCGGGCUCUGCUGGAGUUCCUCCGGGUGCACCCGGACAUCAGAGCCGUGGGAGCGGAGCCGCACUUCUUCGACCGCAACUACGAGAACGGGCUGGAGUGGUACAGGGAGCUGAUGCCCAAGACUCUGGAGGGCCAGAUCACCAUGGAGAAAACCCCCAGCUACUUUGUGACCAGAGAGGCUCCGGCCAGGAUCGCCGCCAUGUCCCGGGACACCAAGCUGAUCGUGGUCGUGAGGGACCCCGUCACCAGGGCCAUCUCGGACUACACGCAGACGCUGUCCAAGAAGCCCGACAUUCCCUCUUUCGAGAGCCUCACCUUCAAAAACAGGACUACGGGGCUCAUCGACACCUCGUGGAGCGCCAUCCAGAUCGGCAUCUACGCCAAGCACCUGGACAACUGGCUGCAGUACUUCCCCAUGGAGAAGAUCCUGUUCGUGAGCGGCGAGCGGCUGAUCAGCGACCCGGCCGGAGAGCUGGGCCGCGUGCAGGACUUCCUGGGGCUCAAGAGGAUCAUCACAGACAAACACUUUUACUUCAACCAGACCAAGGGUUUCCCGUGCCUCAAGAAGGCCGAGGGCAGCAGCAAGCCCCACUGCCUGGGCAAAACCAAAGGGCGGACCCACCCCAACAUUGACCCCGAGGUGGUGCAGAGGCUACGGGACUUCUACCGGCCCUUCAACAUGAAGUUCUACCAGAUGACGGGGCGCUUCUUUGGCUGGGAGGACUGAAUGUGUUUUACACUGAGGACUCUUAGAAUUACUGUCGCGGAGUAUUAGGACCACUCUACAGGGGGGAAAUUAUAUUUUCCAAAAAAGUCAUUAUCUUACAAGAGACCUGGCUCGUAUUACAAUUUUAAUGGAAUUAAAUUGUAAACUGUAAGAAAAACAAGUUUAAUAUUAUGUGAAAUCGGGUUUUGGCAAGCAAAGAAAGAUAUUUAUAGUAUUUAUGGAGGGACUGGCAAUGCUAAACUAAUUGUAUCAAGCAUAUGUAUUUUAUUUGGGUUCUUGAAAUCAUAACAUUUUUGCAUAAAAGUUCUAACUUAUUCUAUUCUAUUAUUAUUCUUACCUCAUACUUAUUAUAUGACUUUGCGAGACAUUAUUCUAGUCAAAUAUAAGAUUAAAAUGUAAGUAUUUAAUAGGGUUUGUUUUAAAUCCACAACAUAGUUCACAUAAUAUAUAAAUAUAUAUUCGAGAACAUAACAACCAACAUGUCACAGUAAGUAUUCGUAAAAGAUUUUCGCCAAAAUAUCUGAGAUUUUCUCAAAAUAUUGGAUUUUAUUCAUGAAAUAUUACAACUAUUUUCCUCCAAAUAAUAUGACUUCAACCCCCAAACAGUGUUUCUAGUACUCCGUCCUCAGCACUAACCCUAAGCAAUAUGUUACAGGAGAGAGGGAGGCUCCCAGAUAUGCAAUAUGUCAAAUGUUUUCAUUGUCAGAGCUGCCUCCACAAUCAUGGAGAUGUUUUCUUCUAAAAACAUGUCGAGUUGUUGAAGGAUCUGCGUCCCUGCACUAUCUGAAGUAUUCUCCCAGUUUGUAGUCCUCGGCCGCGACACAGAAAUGUUGUAUGCAGUGCUUCUUUACGAAGAUGGGUGACAUUGUUUCCAGGGGCUUUUGAUAAGUGUUUUAAUGCCAUAUUUUAAACAUACAUAGCUGCUUUCAAAUUUGAAAAUGUUUCUAGCAAAAAAAAGAUGAAAAUGAAAAUAUAUGUAUUUUUGAAAUCUAUUUAUUCGAGAAGUACACAAGCUACAUGUAUGUUGAAUAACUUUUUCUUUUCUUUUUUAAACUAAAAAACAUGUUAUCCUCAUUUUAAUUUCAGGUUUUUUUCCGUUCCGAACGUUGCGUUGCUCUCCGGUGUUGGGGACGCUCGUCUCCGCCUGGCUUCCGGGGCCGGAGCCGCGGGUUUGUUUUCUCUGAGGGUCGCUCGCCCACCUUCAGCUCACGAAGACAAGGCAAAGACAGCACUUGUUGUUAUUCAAGCAACGGCGACUCCUUCCCAAACUGUGACUCAAAUUUCCUCAACAUGCCUCCUCGAGAAUCGAAUCCACUUGAUGUCACUGGCCUUCCUUGCCUCGGGGCGGUGUGUGUGGGGAAGUGUUUUUAAACCCGGGGAGCCUGAGAACAAUGGCCGAGUUGUGUUCCUAAUUUCUGUCUACUUUGUAUUGUGAGCCACUUUCUGAAAGCAGAUGUGCCUCAAAAGACUCCAAACCAUGUUGUGUUUCGGUGUGAGCGUCAGAGAAGAACCUAAUAUAGAUUGUUUUGGUUGGGCGUGAGGGGGGGGGGGGGCUAUA
Messenger RNA from Pseudoliparis swirei, 2983 nucleotides. Its product is annotated as heparan sulfate glucosamine 3-O-sulfotransferase 3A1. The coding region runs from base 244 to 1425 and encodes 393 amino acids. The record is from RefSeq and is a predicted model, not a curated record. Gene Ontology annotation, molecular function: [heparan sulfate]-glucosamine 3-sulfotransferase activity. The transcript is spliced from 2 exons. Lineage: Eukaryota; Metazoa; Chordata; Actinopteri; Perciformes; Liparidae.